AUGAGAUCUUUGACGGCUUCUCCCGACCAAGUAAGAGAAAACAUUGUCAACUUCAUCAAUGACGAAAAAAAUGAUUAUAACAGAGUACUAAAUGGAAACUUUGUUGGAUUGUAUUGUUUGAACAGUUGGUUUGAUGUCAAAGUCAACACCAAGAAUGAAUUGCAAGAUUUCGAAUUAACUAGAUUGAGAACCCAGUUCUUGAUUAAGAUUAAGAAGAUGUUGGUCAGAUUGAGAUUUCCAAAUUUUAUCGUGAUUAACUCUUUAUACUUUUUGGAUUUGAUCCAGGAUUAUACCAAGAACUUUGAAAAUAGCAAUUUGCCAGAAGAUGAAGCAUAUCCUUCGUAUUACAAAACCAAGGAGGACAACUUGUUUUUGAAUUAUGUUGUUUGCUUAAUGGUUGCCAACAAGUCCGCUAAUGAUUUUGCAAUGAAGGCCAAGUACUGGUCUAGGCUCACAAAAAUUCCAAUCAGAAAGAUCAAUGAGUUGGAACUCGUUCUUUUGAAUGUUAUUUUGAAACAUCAGCCUUUGACUUUGAAUUUCAACAUAUCAAAAUUGGUCAAAUUCAACAAUAAUUUACAAUCAAAGAUCACUCCUUUCAAUAACUAUAUCGAAGAUUUCAACGCCAAGUUCAAUUCAGUCUAUGGUUCCGGCGCAACUACUACUUCUGCCACCCCAGAGAAAGUUUCAUUGCCAACUCCUCAACCAUCUCCAAAGCCAAUAUACCAAGCAAAGGAUUCUCCAUCAGAGCCAAAUUCUUCUUCUUCAACUUCUUCCGAAGUCAGUCCAAGCUCAUCUUACACCGAAGAACAGAGCUCUGUCUCCAGCUAUUCUCCAAACUCUACUACUACCAGUGUUUACAGUGUGUCAAAUGAUUCUGGAAUCAAGAUCCAGAACAUUCCUCAAAACGUUACAAGCUCGUUAGAAAAAUUUAUCCAAACACCAACUACAAACUUCAAGAAACCUGAAACAGUGGUUACCACUAAUAGUAACUACUACGCCGCUUCUUUAUCAAACCCAUACAAAUAUAUUGAUUUUGAAGGAAAAGUCAACGAAAAGAAGGUGAGUCAAGAAGAGGAAAUCCCUGAAUAUCGCGAGCAGUAUUAUAGUUUGGAGGUUUACGAAUGUUGA
Molecule: messenger RNA, 1128 nt
Organism: Saccharomycopsis crataegensis
Lineage: Eukaryota; Fungi; Ascomycota; Saccharomycetes; Ascoideales; Saccharomycopsidaceae
Product: cyclin family protein
Exons: 1
Coding region: 1-1128 (375 amino acids)
Source: RefSeq, a predicted model, not a curated record